This is a messenger RNA of Vigna angularis (adzuki bean), 1956 nucleotides long. Its product is annotated as protein PLASTID TRANSCRIPTIONALLY ACTIVE 16, chloroplastic. The transcript is spliced from 5 exons. The record is from RefSeq and is a predicted model, not a curated record. Bases 225 to 1778 code for a protein of 517 amino acids. Lineage: Eukaryota; Viridiplantae; Streptophyta; Magnoliopsida; Fabales; Fabaceae.
GCUGUUGGAACGCUUGGUGUUGGAUAUUUCCGCAAAGGAUAAAGUAUGAGUACGUGGCUGGAGACAAUUGGCCAGACUGCGGUUGCCUCUCCCAUUGGGAUAAUUGUGAGAAGACGAAAGAAAAUCAGUGAUUGAAAGGGCGAGGAGGUAGAGGUAAAGGUAGAGAAUCCAAAAGACGUAUAGUCCCUCCUAUUGAAGGCGAGGGUGAGCUUGGAAAUCCAUCCAUGACUCCCACUCUUACGUCCAAUUCAUCCCUCCUAACCACAACCCCCCAUUCAAGGUUCACCCUCCGGAACCCAAGGCUCAGAGUCUUCGCCAAGAAGUCUGGAUCAUUCCCAUCAUUUGGGCUUGGCAAACCCAAAGAUGAUUCAUCUUCUCCUGAUGACAAAGAUACCUCUUCCAAUUCCAACCCUUUUCGUUUAGACUUUGGAAAGAUACCCGAUGUCACUUCCUUGAUCCCAGUUCCAACCAACAAUUCUUCGCCAGGCUUUUCAUUUGGAAAUCCAAGGCGCAAAGAUCCUUCAACCGUCUUCGUUGCUGGCGCCACAGGGCAGGCUGGUAUUCGCAUUGCACAGACGCUUCUUAGGGAAGGUUUCAGUGUUCGGGCUGGAGUCUCCGAACUUGGCUCUGCACAGGAAUUGGCUCGUCUUGCUGCUCAAUACAAGAUUAUAUCAAAUGAGCAGGCAAAGCGUUUGAAUGCUGUGCAAUCAAGCUUUGACAACGCUGACUCAAUAGCCAAAGCCAUAGGCAACGCCAGCAAAGUGGUUGUCACCAUUAGUUCCGCAGAGAACGGUCCAACAGCAGAGGUGUCGGCAUCAGACGCAUUGCAAGUGGUUCAGGCAGCACAGUUGGCCGGAGUUGGCCACGUGGCUGUCAUCUACGACGAGAACGGCGUUGGGGCCUCAACCUACAAUGUACUGGACGGUCUCUCCUCCUUCUUCAACAAUCUCUUCUCUCGGUCUCAACCCUUGACCAUACAAGAGUUCCUACAGAAAGUUAUUGAAACUGACGUCAAAUACACCUUCAUCAAGACAAGUUUGACCGAUGAUUUCGCACCCGAAAGUUCCUACAAUGUGGUCGUCUUGGGCGAGGGAAACACUAGUGCGAACGACUAUAAAGUAGCGAAGUCCAAGAUUGCAUCGUUGGUGGCUGAUGUCUUCGCCAAUACUGAGGUAGCAGAAAACAAGGUCGUGAAAGUGUACUCGGAUCCGAAUGCCCCUUUGAAGCGUGUGGAUGAACUUUUUAGUCCUAUUCCCGAGGAUGGAAGAAGGAAAGCCUAUGCUGAAAUGCAGGAGAAAGCAAAGGCAGAGGAGGCGGCAAGAGUGGCUGCAGAAAAAGCCAGUGAAGCAGCUGAAUCAGCAAAGAAGUUGGAACAAGAGGUGAAAAAGCUUUCGCAGCAAGAAGCACUGGCUGCUAAUCUGGCCCAAGAGGCACAAGAGAAGGCAGAGGCAGCUGGAGCCUCGGUGGAAAACCUCUUGAACAAGGCAAAAGACUUUGGUGCAGGGUUUUCCUGGGAAAAGUUGAGCUCACAGAUUACUACUUCAAUCCAAAACCCUGAUGAGGAUGAGAAACCAAAGGUUCAGCUAGCCACGGUAAGGGGACAGGCCAAGGCUCGGAACCUGGCGCCAAACAAAGCCGUGGUUAAACAAACUCCUCCGAGAAGAGCUGCUAGUAAACCAAAGGAGGAAAAACCGAAGAAGGAAGAGACAGCAAAAGAGGUGAGAAAUGUAUUUGGUGGCCUGUUCAAACAAGAGACUAUCUAUGUUGAUGAUGACUAGAGGAAGUGGAACAUCUUGCACGGCAUAAAACUGCGUUGUUUGAGUAUUUGUUAACGUAGAUAAUUUGAUUGCAUGUGUAUUGUCUUGUAAAGUUCUAUGUUUUGAAGCAGGAUAUUUAUGUAGUUGUACUGGUUCAGAACCCUGUUUUCGGGGAAAACAAUAAAUGGGUUUUCCCUUA